This is a messenger RNA of Homalodisca vitripennis (glassy-winged sharpshooter), 3016 nucleotides long. Its product is annotated as glucose dehydrogenase [FAD, quinone]-like. The coding region runs from base 40 to 2103 and encodes 687 amino acids. Gene Ontology annotation, molecular function: flavin adenine dinucleotide binding; ecdysone oxidase activity. The transcript is spliced from 2 exons. NCBI's taxonomy places the organism in Eukaryota, Metazoa, Arthropoda, Insecta, Hemiptera, Cicadellidae. The record is from RefSeq and is a predicted model, not a curated record.
UGGCAUGCUCAGCAUAUCUAGACGGUCAUUACAGAUGUUAUGUUCAACUGUUCCUCUAGUGUUCCUUAUCCCAGUAAAAGGUUCCAUUCCAUGUCAGUCACUGUGUGUAGGUCGGAACAUUGGGGGAGAAUGAAGUUUGCCAUAUUGUUUCUUGUCAUUUUUAGUUCCAGUGGGAAUUCCUCUCCUUCUUCCGGGGAAGAAACUCCAAUAUGCAAACUGAAUACGCAAUCCAUGAAUGAGGAUGAGGAGUCAUGUGCUUCUCGUGAAACCAUUUCCUGGACACAUACAAACGACCUUGUUGAUCACAUGAUAAAUGACAUUCAAUUAUUAAUCAAAAGAGCAGGCGACGACCUAGCCAAUCCGAGGGAUUAUCCUGCUCAUUACAGUGCGAAAGACGGGGAGGAAUUCGAUUUUAUCGUGGUAGGCGCAGGAUCUGCCGGAUCUGUUAUGGCCAACAGACUGACGGAAGUCGAAGGUUGGAAGGUGCUGCUGGUAGAGGCUGGUGGAAAUCCUACGAAAACCUCUGAAGUCCCUGGAUUAUUUGGUGCUCUGCAAAACACCGGCAUAGAUUGGCAAUACCGAGCCGGACAAGAAGAAAAUCUAUUCCAUGGUUACAUAAACAAUAGCAGUUCUUGGCCAAGAGGAAAAGUUUUAGGAGGUUCCAGCACGAUCAACUACAUGAACUACGUUCGAGGAAAUCCCAGGGAUUACGAUUCGUGGGCAGCUGCUGGAAAUGAAGGCUGGAGUUAUGAAAACGUCCUUCCUUAUUUCAGAAAAUCCGAAGAUUUACGAGCUCAGGAGGUAUUAGCCACCAAAGAUGUAGGCAAGUAUCAUGGAACGGGAGGUCUCCUACAGGUGGAAUCUUGGGCCGACGCUAAUAAUAGUCUAUUUGGAUUCAUGGAGGCUUUCAAGAGAGCAAUGGAGGAUAUGGGGCAUCCAUUCAACCCAGAUUGUAAUGGCAAAUCUCAAUCUGGAUUUACAAAACUACAAGCAACUCUGAGAGACGGCAAGCGAUGUAGUACAGCUAAGGCUUUUCUAUCCUCCGUCAAAGACAGAAAUAAUCUAAAAGUGACCAAACACUCACUUGUGACCAAAAUACUCAUCGAUAAGGAGUCUUCCACUGCUUACGGAGUAGAAUUUAUAAAUAAUGAUGGCGAAGUUGUCCAAGUAAGAGCUAAAAAGGAAGUGAUACUGUCUGCAGGAUCCAUCAACUCUCCUCAGUUAUUGAUGCUCUCUGGAGUAGGACCAAGGCAGCAUUUGUCUGAUCUAGGUCUGCCUGUUAUACAGGAUUUGCCCGUUGGCGAGAAUCUUCAAGACCACCCUAUGAUGUUAGGCAUUGUACUGACAUUCAACUACUCAACUUCAACAUUCCCAAAAUCACCUGUUGUGAGUAUGUUAGACUUCCUGAUGAACCGUUCUAGCAAUCUAGCCGAAACAGGAAGUAUACCCUAUGCAUGUUUUAUAAACACUGUAAAAGGUGUGGACUAUCCAGACAUAGAAAUGUACCAGAUACACAUAGAUAAAAAAGAUUCCCAAAGCCUCUUCAGCUUUUUAAAUACACUAAACUUAAAACAAAGUGUUGUCGAUGAAUUUGUUCGCAUAAAUGAGGAAGCUUACACGGUCAUUCUUCUCACAACACUGUUAAGACCGCACAGUAGAGGGAAAAUUUCGUUACUGAAUUCCGAUCCAAAAUUAUCAUCUGGUUAUCUUUCGGAUAGAAGAGACAUUGAUACGUUUUUAAGGUUUUACGACUUUAUACAUAAUCUUAUUGAGACCGAUGCAUUAAAAAGUAUGAAUGUCAAGCUUCAUGAAAUCAGUCUUCCCACCUGCAAAAUACACAAACUUCAAUCUCCAGAGUACAGGGAAUGUUCCAUGAGACAUCUUAUAUCCACGACAUAUCAUCAGAGUGGUACAUGCAAGAUGGGGCCUUUACAGGAUUCUGGGGCGGUCGUAGAUCCUACCCUCAAGGUCCGUGGAAUAAAGAGUUUGAGGGUUGUGGACGCUUCAAUAAUGCCAACCAUCGUCAGUGGAAACACAAAUGCCCCCACCAUCAUGAUUGCUGAAAAAGCUUCAGACAUGAUCAAAGGUACUUGGCUCCAAUAGGUUUUGGUGUAUUUUGUAUAAAGCUUAAAAAAUAUUCAACUGACUGUUUGAACUCUAUGCAUUAAUCAGCGCACAUUCAUUAAAGACGUUCUUAGUAUGCUAAAAAUGAUUUAUUAUGUAUUGUUACUUUUUAAGGUGUUUCAUGUUUAUUAUGUAAUACUUAACUAUUUUCAUCAUGCUCUUCUAUUGCCUAAUACUAAUUUACAUAGUACUUCCAUUUAUCAAAAACUUUACUUAAUAAAUGAACUUUAGCUUUAUAUAUAGUGUACUAAACUUGAAAGAAAACUCACUAUGUCGUGUUCAUAAUAUAGUUUCAUAGUAAUUUUGAUGAAAAUUUUACAAAUGUAAUUAAUUACAAGAAAUGGAUUUCAAAAGCUAUAUUGUUUGAAUAUUGUAUUUCUUGUUCAGGUGUGUAUAAAAAGUCUAUGAUAAAAUUAUUUUGGAUAAGUUGUAAUUACUAUUAUUUAUGCCUCCCAUUGCGUUCUUCAUGAAACAGAAUAUGUUUACUCUUAAUUCUUCAGUUGUAACCUUAAUGUUCAAUCGCGUUUAUAUUCCAAGUGUAAUAUAUUAUUCUGUCCUUUAUAUAGCUUAUAGCAUAUGCAGAAUUUAAAGCACAUUAAUAAAGUAAGAAAUUAUACAGUUAUUUAAUUUACUCAUAAGGUUUAUUUUAUAAAUUGCAACAAUCAUUACCAUACUAACAUGAUAAUAAAGGGUCGCCAGUACGUUCUUGCCGUUGGGCCAUCCUUUGUUUAAUAUACACUUAAUAAUUAACUACUGUUACGGGUUUGCUUGAAUAAAACACUCGGCGAAUACUGAAUCCCUUUAAUAUUAAUUAAUCUUACAAAUAAAUUUAAAUAUAAUAUCUACUUAAAACUAGGCCGGUUUUAAAUAAAAGACUUGUUUACAAAAUUCA